AUGGCAAGCCGUUCCUACCGCAUCCGCCCUGGCUGCACUGUUGGGAACUUCAGCUCCUGCUCUGCCAUCAUGCCCAAGCCUGGGGCUCACAGCUGGGUCAGUGCCAUGGCCUACCGUCCUGGGGGGCCUGGGGGACCUGCGGGGCUGGGCUACAGGCGCCUCGGAGGCUUCGGCAGCCUGAGCCUGUGUGCGGUGGGGUCCCCCCGGAUUGCAGUGAGUUGCGGCCGGCCCCUGUGCAGCGGGGGCAGCUUUGGCUACCGGGCAGGGGGCCUUUGUGGGCCCACUGCUCCCUGCAUCACCAGCGUGACAGUCAACGAGAGCCUGCUCACGCCCCUCAACCUGGAGAUCGACCCCAAUACACAGGGCGUGAAGCACCAGGAGAAGGAGCAGAUCAAGUGCCUCAACAGCAAGUUUGCCGCCUUCAUCGACAAGGUGCGCUUCCUGGAGCAGCAGAACAAGCUGCUGGAGACCAAGUGGCAGUUCUACCAGAACCGGAAGUGCUGCGAGAGCAACCUGGAGCCGCUGUUCAAUGGCUACAUCGAGACGCUGAGGCGGGAGGCCGAGUGCGUGGAGGCCGACAGCGGGAGGCUGGCCUCAGAGCUGAACCACGUGCAGGAGGCCCUGGAGGGCUACAGGAGGAAGUAUGAGGAAGAGGUGGCCCUCAGGACCACGGCUGAGAACGAAUUUGUGGUGCUGAAGAAGGACAUAGACUGUGCCUAUCUGCGCAAGGCAGACCUUGAGGCUAACGCGGAGGCGCUGCGGGGGGAGAUGGGCUUCCUGCAGUCCCUCUAUGAGGAGGAAAUCUGCCUCCUCCAGUCUCAAAUCUCAGACACUUCAGUUGUGGUCAAGAUGGACAACAGCCGGGAGCUGAACAUGGGCUCGGUCGUGGCUGAGAUCAAGGCUCAGUAUGACGACAUUGCCAGCCGCAGCCGGGCUGAGGCCGAGUCCUGGUACCAGACUAAGUGCGAGGAGAUGAAGGCCACAGUAACCCAGCAGGGUGAGAACCUUCACAGAACCAAGGAGGAGCUCAGUGAGCUGAACCGUCUGAUUCAGAGACUGACGGCUGAGGUGGAGAACGCCAAGCAGCAGCGCUGCAAGCUGGAAGCCGCGGUGGCCGAUGCGGAGCAGCAGGGCGAGGCGGCCCUCAGCGACGCCCGCUGCAAGCUGGCAGAGCUGGAGGCCGCCCUGCAGAAGGCCAAGCAGGACAUGGCCUGCCUGCUCAAGGAGUACCAGGAGGUGAUGAACUCCAAGCUGGGGCUGGACAUCGAGAUCGCCACCUACAGGCGCCUGCUGGAGGGCGAGGAGAGCAGGUUAUGUGAAGGCGUGGGCUCAGUCAACAUCUGUGUGAGCCGUUCCCAGGGUGGCGUGGUCUGCGGGGACCUGGCUUCCGCCACCUCACGCGGUGGCCUGGGGGGCGCGGCCACCCGCAGCGGCGUCCUCUGCUCCCCCUCAGUUGUGGGGGGCUGCUCCAGCGCGAGAUCGGUGCGGUUUGCAUAGAGGGGGUGGGAUUCUGCAUAGUUCGGGUCUGAUGGGAGUGGGGAGUGGGACGGGGAGGUUGGAGGGGGAAAUCUUUUCUCUAUGAGGCCCAAAUGUCAGUUUAGUAGUUCUCCUUGUAGGGAGUUCAGACCCGAUUUUCCAGUUUCCUGGGUUGGGAUUUACUGACACCUGCAUUGAACCUGCCCCUCCCCAUGGUCCAGGAAAAAGAAUGCAAAAGCUUUUUGUAUCGAACUAGUCAUUUUCUUCCCUCAUUAGCUUUAGUGUAGCAGACAAUGAUUAAGUACCCACUUGUGCCAGGCCCUCUGGGAAGGGAGUGGGUAGAGGGGGUGCCAUGAAGGGAGCCUCUCCUUCUGCAUCUGAGGCAUGGAGGGGGGCAGUGGGGGAAGUGGGACUGGGACUCUGGGGAGGCCCCUUGCUUGGUCUGAGGGACUGUAUAUUCCCACAGUGCCCCCCAAACUUUCACACGUCAGAAUUGAAACAUUUACUGGCCCUAAUCUACUGAGUAUUUUUAUUUUUGGUUGUUUGUAAUUUUAUUGUAUUUGGAUGCUUCCUGCCAUGCUCCUUCUCCCUUUGGGUGCACUGGAUUAAACAUCAAUGGC
Molecule: messenger RNA, 2096 nt
Organism: Choloepus didactylus (southern two-toed sloth)
Lineage: Eukaryota; Metazoa; Chordata; Mammalia; Pilosa; Megalonychidae
Product: keratin, type II cuticular Hb5-like
Exons: 9
Coding region: 1-1497 (498 amino acids)
Biological process (GO): intermediate filament organization; keratinization
Cellular component (GO): keratin filament
Molecular function (GO): structural constituent of skin epidermis
Source: RefSeq, a predicted model, not a curated record